Molecule: messenger RNA, 1326 nt
Organism: Lachancea sp. 'fantastica'
Lineage: Eukaryota; Fungi; Ascomycota; Saccharomycetes; Saccharomycetales; Saccharomycetaceae
Source: the annotation of a GenBank genome assembly
AUGGCUUCUAGCAUUUAUUUCUGCGAUAGCAAGGGUAAGACCAUAUUAUCGAGGCGGUAUCGUGACGAUGUGCCCGCAUCUGCGAUCGAGCGGUUUCCAACGCUGCUAUUAGAGGCAGAGCAUGAAUCCAGUAUAAUCCCACCUUGCUUGACGCAUAACGACAUACAAUACCUGUUUGUUCAGCACAAUGACAUCUACGUUUUGACGAUGAGCAACUCACUAUCCGUAAAUGUCGCUCAGAUCUUUUCAUUUCUGUAUAAACUAAUAGCGGUGCUGGAAGAAUACGUCAAAACUGUGGAGGAAGAAUCGAUUAGGGACAAUUUCGUGAUCAUAUAUGAGCUGUUGGAUGAAAUGCUAGACUAUGGUAUCCCGCAAAUCACAGAAACCAAGAUGCUCAAGCAGUACAUCACGCAGAAAUCUUUCAAGCUCAUAAAAUCAGCCAAGAAAUCCAAAAACGUGGUACGGCCGCCAUCUCAACUCACCAAAUCAGUUAGCUGGAGACCUGAAGGCAUUGUGUACAAAAAGAAUGAGGCAUUUUUGGAUGUGGUGGAGUCAAUAAAUAUGCUAAUUUCUGCUAACGGGCAAGUGCUGCGUUCUGAGAUACUGGGCAAAGUCAGAGUUAAGUCUCAUCUGUCAGGAAUGCCUGACCUGAAGCUGGGUUUGAACGACAAGGGUAUUUUUUCAAGCGAAACCUCUGGAAAUAGGGAGGAAGAACCAACAGGGAAGAGGGCAAACAUAGAAUUGGAAGACCUCAAAUUUCAUCAAUGUGUCCGCUUGAGUAAAUUCGAGAACGAGAAGAUCAUCACUUUCAUCCCACCGGAUGGGGAUUUUGAACUCAUGAACUACAGACUAUCUUUGCCCAUUAAGCCCCUCAUUUGGUGCGAUGCCAAGAUUCAGGUUCACUCGCAAUCCAGGAUAGAAAUUCAUUGCCGGGCCAAGGCACAAAUAAAGAAAAAAUCUACUGCCAACAACGUUGAGAUUCUAAUACCUGUUCCGGAAGAUGCGGAUUCGCCCAAAUUCCGUUACUCUCACGGUUCGCUGAAAUACGUUCCACAAAAAAACGCCAUUUUGUGGAAAAUCAAAACCUUCACCGGUGGUAAAGAAUACUCAUUUGCUGCUCAAUUGGGACUUCCAUCAAUGUCGGAUGUUGAUGUACCCAAGGUGAAACGACCAAUACAAGUGAAGUUCCAAAUUCCUUAUUUUACGACUUCAGGCAUUCAGGUGCGUUACCUCAAAGUCAAUGAGCCCAAACUUCAGUACCAAAGUUACCCAUGGGUGAGAUAUAUAACAGAAAGUGGUGAUGAUUAUACCAUUAGAAUAGCAUAA